AGAGAGAGAGAGAGAGAGAGGGAGCUGGACAAAGAGGUGGAAGCGACGGCGCUUCUCGGGGUCGGGGUAUGCCCGUGGCCUCCCUCCCUGUCUGGGUCAGGGAGGGCGGGAGAAGAGCGCGACGUCCACGGGAGAGGAGCGACAGGGAUGUGCCUGGCAAAUUCCUAAGAGGCGAUACUACCGAGGGGAGGGGAGGGGAGAGGGGAGGGGGAGACAGAAGAGAACGGGCACCGACUGGAGCAAAGCUGUCAAACUGAGCGCGGAGAGGAGCCCGCGGCUGGGAGGGACGGCGGGGCUGGACUGCACUAGGGGGACAAUCGCAGAGCCUGUGCAACUCCCCGCCUGCUGCUGCCGCCGCGGCGGCGGCCGCUUGUGCCCAAGCGGGGCUCCCCGGGGCUGGGAGGAGGCAGGCAGGUGGGUGAGGCGCUUUUUCUCGCUCUGCUCCUCGCCGGCUCCGUUGCCCGCUGGCCGGUCCCGGUCGGAGGCAGGCGCCCGAGCCAUGCAGCUGCAGUUCAAGAGCUGGAUGUUGGCUCUGCUCACCCUGCUUGUCGUCUUUCUCAUCUUCGCAGAUAUUUCGGAGGUCGAAGAAGAAAUCGGGAAUUCUGGAGGCAGAGGUACAAUCAGAUCAGCUGUGAACAGCUUACAUAGCAAAUCUAAUAGAGUCGAAGUUGUAAUAAAUGGCUCUUCAUCUCCAGCUGUUGUUGACAGAAGUAAUGAAAGUGCAAAGCACAACAUUAAGCCAGCCCCAACCACGUGGAGACACAACCAGACCCUGUCUUUGAAGAUCAGGAAGCAAAUCUUGAAGUUCCUAGAUGCCGAAAAAGACAUAUCAGUGCUCAAGGGGACCCUGAAGCCUGGAGACAUCAUCCACUAUAUCUUUGACCGAGCUAGCACCAUGAAUGUGUCACAGAACCUGUAUGAACUCCUGCCCAGAACUUCUCCCCUGAAGAACAAACACUUCAGGACCUGUGCCAUCGUGGGCAACUCCGGGAUUCUGCUGAACAGUGGCUGUGGGCGGGAGAUAGACACUCACAGCUUUGUUAUAAGGUGCAACCUGGCACCUGUCCAGGAAUAUGCCCAGGAUGUGGGGGUCAAGACAGACCUGGUAACCAUGAACCCCUCUGUCAUCCAGAGGGCCUUCGAGGACUUAGUCAAUGAGACCUGGAGGGAAAAACUUCUUCAGCGCCUGCACAGCCUCAAUGGCAGCAUCCUGUGGAUUCCAGCUUUCAUGGCCAAGGGUGGCAAGGAGAGGGUAGAGUGGGUGAAUGCGCUCAUCCUGAAGCACCAUGUCAAUGUGCGCACAGCCUACCCUUCUCUGCGCCUGCUACAUGCUGUCCGAGGGUACUGGCUGACAAACAAAGUACACAUCAAAAGACCCACCACAGGACUGCUGAUGUAUACUCUGGCCACACGCUUUUGCAACACCAUCUACCUCUAUGGCUUUUGGCCCUUUCCACGAGAUCAGAAUCAGAACCCUGUCAAGUAUCACUAUUAUGACAGCCUUAAAUAUGGCUAUACAUCCCAGGCCAGCCCCCAUACCAUGCCCUUGGAGUUUAAAGCCCUAAAGACCUUGCACCAACAGGGGGCUUUGAAACUGACCGUUGGUGAGUGUGAUGGAGCCACGUAAAAUGGUGGCCAAAGAAGAUUCCGUGGCUCACGUUUCCUGCAGGCUACACCACGGGCAGAUGGGGGUCGGGAGGCAAAAACAAUAGGACGAGCAGAGGCUAGUGGUUUUCUUUGUUAAAGUGUAAAACAGUGACAAGAAUAUAUAUACCUGCAUAUAUAUAUUGACCUGAGUAUUAUAACUAUGUGGUGUUCAUCCAGAGUAUGGCAGACAAGUUACAGGAAGAAGGUGCUGAGGACUUACCCGAUUUGGAGACACCAUCUUUGGGAGUGAGAGGAUUGGACUCAAAAGGAAAUCUAUUCCAGCACUGGAUAUGUCAUAGUCUCCUGGGUUGAAGGAUUCUGGGGACUGAUGGAUGAAUGCUAAGGCUAAUUUGUUUUCAGCUGCUCUGUGUCUCUGAGAAAAGUGGAUUCUGGGUGACCCAGAACCUAGAGGUUGGCAACUGGGUUUUUAGUGUUAAGAAUGAUACUGUUCAAGAAAAAGGGGGAAGGGAUGGGGGCUCAACAGAAAAGUGGAGCAAGAAACCGAGAAGCACAGGUUGGGGCAUGUUAGUGGAUGGCCUUGGUUUAUUCACUCUAGGUGAAUUGUCUAGGAGACAAGCUCAUGUCCCAUCACUGUGUUCCAGAUGGGACACUGUUUCAGUUCAUAAAACAACCAGCGAUGGACUUUGGCUUUCUAGCUUACAAAAUCAUGAUGCCAGCCUGAAUACCACUGCUGGCUGAAGCAGAGAAAAAAAAGAUGACCCUGAAAGUACUCUGAUCAUUCAAAUCAGAUCAAUUCUUGUAUACAAAAAAAAAAAACCCAUCUGAGGUGUUCAGAGCCACACUUGGGGCAAAGACAGAAGAGUGUCAAACAAUGCUUAGCCUUUUCUAAAUGUACUUUGGAGUGGCAAAGAGAGAGAAGCCCUGGGGUUUAGGAGAAGUGGAGGAAGAGAAGGAAUCACAGACCUAAAGGUGGUAUUGAGGGUAAGAGAAGGGAUAUUAUAAUCUGACCUCAUACCAAUCAAAGUCACCUUUUAAGUCUCUUUCCCAAGGGUUAACUCACCUUCCUUCCUGUUAAAAUAUAAGGUCAGGGAUUGGACUGAAAGCUACCACAGCAAUGAAAUCCAAAGCCAAGGCUUGAAAGGGCACUGCGAAGAUAAAUGUCAUCAUGGUAAAAUAUAUAAGAUUGCCUUCCCUCACUGCGCACAAAGCCCCAGAGUGUGAAACCUGAAAGAAUUUUAGACAUCCAGUUUCAUUUCUCAGCACCAACACCGUUUGUGUUCUGCAUCUCACUCUGUGUGGUCAAAGCAACCAGACUGCUCAGUUUCAACGUCACUUUCUUGUCAGUUUCUUGUCCUGAUUGUCAGGUGGUGUAGCUUGGCUCUCUCAUUUAGCUUUCUGACUCUGCAAGGAGAGGUUUAAAUCCUCCCUUCUCUCCUCCCGCCCCCCACAAGUGAUGCAAUUAUUUCGGGAUUUUGUGAAAUUUGACUUGUUCCUACUAAGGUUUGUAUAAUCUUUCCUUUUUGUAAAGCCAACUAUAGGAUGCAAACCACUGGGCAUAGCAUCCUGGGGAAACAUGGGCUGAGAACCAGUCACUUAAGAGUUGGAAUCCUGGGUCAUGGUUAGAGAUGGAUACUGUGUAUGGGGCAUGGGCUGUCUUGAUUUGAUUGCUGUAUUACCUUUCUGAUUAAUAAUCAUGUUUUAAGACAUAUUUUGAAGUUAAGUGAAAAACCAUUUCUUGAAGGGAGUUGAGAAAAGAAAUCAAGAUCUGCUUCUAAACAUAUGAGAUUAGACACAAUUAAUAAAUAGCAAUUCAGGACAAGACAUUUGCUCCA
Messenger RNA from Phascolarctos cinereus (koala), 3440 nucleotides. RefSeq names its product ST8 alpha-N-acetyl-neuraminide alpha-2,8-sialyltransferase 2 (gene ST8SIA2). Gene Ontology annotation, molecular function: alpha-N-acetylneuraminate alpha-2,8-sialyltransferase activity. The record is from RefSeq and is a predicted model, not a curated record. Gene Ontology annotation, biological process: oligosaccharide metabolic process; N-glycan processing. Lineage: Eukaryota; Metazoa; Chordata; Mammalia; Diprotodontia; Phascolarctidae.